This is a messenger RNA of Prorocentrum cordatum, 439 nucleotides long. NCBI's taxonomy places the organism in Eukaryota, Dinophyceae, Prorocentrales, Prorocentraceae. The record is from the annotation of a GenBank genome assembly.
GGCAGCCCCCGCGCAAGGCUGCCCCGAGGACUGCGGUCAGAUUGAACGCGAAUACCAACGAGCCGUCGAACACGCCCAGCGGCGGCACGACGGCACCGCAGAGCGCGACGGGAGCGAAACCGCAGCCGCCCAGGUCGCCACAACCUCCGUUGCCAAAGGACCCGCCACCGACUAUUUCGGGAGAGCCGUCGAGGCGCAGGACCCCACCUCCGCCUCUGGCCUAGCCGCCGUCGCCGCCCAUGGCCCCACCGGCCUCGACCGGGCCGCCACGGGCGCCAGCGGAUCCACCGCCCCCGGCAGGACAGCCCCCGGCGCCCAAGGACCCGCCGUCCCCGGCGAAACCGCCGCCGAAGGCAGCGCCACGGCCGCCACGGGCGACACCACCUACGAUGGCAACGCCUCCGCCGCCCACGGCUGCGCCCCCGCCUCCGCUGGCUGG